CGACGCGCGUAUAAAAUCUUCUUCCGGUCCCUCCGUCCCUCAGAAAGGAAAAUGGCGGCCGUCGGACGCGUCUACACAGCGCUGCUCAGGUCUUCUCUGACCCAGGCCCGGCGACAGCUCUCUGCGACCGCUGCCGACGGACACGGCGACCUGGCUAAGAAAUGGAAGCUGCUCAGUUUCCUGGUUGCCGUUCCUGGAGUUGCGGUGUGCAUGUUGAACACAUACCUGAAACACCAGAACCAUGACCAUGAGCGACCAGAGUUCAUCCCUUACAGUCACCUUCGCAUUCGCACCAAGCCUUUCCCAUGGGGAGAUGGCAAGAAAUCCCUUUUCCACAAUGCACAUUUGAACGCCCUCCCUGACGGCUAUGAGGAUGAUCACCAUGAGUAAACCCCCCUCCAGAUGUCAUCACUGGGACCAGUUUCCUCAGCGUUUAUUACUGGACCACACUUGCAUUUACAGAUUAAUGUCUUUUGCUUUACCUCUGUGCUCUCUCCUCAGGGCACCCAAACCACCCAUUACCUUCGCUCUGGUCCAAUAAACAAAGAUCCACUUAAACCGAAUUUACCUAAAUAAAUUAACUAUAAUUACUUCA
Messenger RNA from Scophthalmus maximus (turbot), 595 nucleotides. RefSeq names its product cytochrome c oxidase subunit 6A, mitochondrial. Bases 52 to 390 code for a protein of 112 amino acids. The transcript is spliced from 3 exons. Gene Ontology annotation, biological process: mitochondrial electron transport, cytochrome c to oxygen. Gene Ontology annotation, molecular function: enzyme regulator activity. Gene Ontology annotation, cellular component: mitochondrial inner membrane. The record is from RefSeq and is a predicted model, not a curated record. Lineage: Eukaryota; Metazoa; Chordata; Actinopteri; Pleuronectiformes; Scophthalmidae.